This is a messenger RNA of Phodopus roborovskii (desert hamster), 801 nucleotides long. RefSeq names its product major intrinsic protein of lens fiber (gene Mip). The transcript has 4 exons. Gene Ontology annotation, molecular function: water channel activity. Gene Ontology annotation, cellular component: apical plasma membrane; plasma membrane. NCBI's taxonomy places the organism in Eukaryota, Metazoa, Chordata, Mammalia, Rodentia, Cricetidae. Gene Ontology annotation, biological process: transmembrane transport. The coding region runs from base 1 to 792 and encodes 263 amino acids. The record is from RefSeq and is a predicted model, not a curated record.
AUGUGGGAACUUCGAUCUGCCUCCUUUUGGAGGGCCAUAUUUGCUGAGUUCUUUGCCACCCUCUUCUACGUCUUCUUUGGGCUGGGAGCCUCGCUGCGCUGGGCCCCUGGACCCCUGCAUGUUCUCCAAGUGGCUUUGGCCUUUGGCUUGGCCCUAGCUACAUUGGUGCAGACUGUGGGUCACAUUAGUGGAGCCCAUGUCAAUCCUGCAGUCACUUUUGCCUUCCUCGUGGGUUCCCAGAUGUCCCUGCUCCGAGCCUUAUGCUACAUGGCAGCUCAGCUUCUGGGAGCUGUGGCUGGAGCGGCUGUGUUGUACAGCGUCACCCCGCCAGCUGUCAGAGGAAACCUAGCACUCAACACGCUGCAUGCUGGGGUAAGCGUGGGCCAGGCCACCACUGUGGAGAUCUUCCUGACACUCCAGUUUGUGCUCUGCAUCUUUGCCACGUAUGACGAGAGGCGGAAUGGCCGCAUGGGCUCCGUGGCCUUGGCUGUUGGCUUCUCCCUCACCUUGGGGCACCUCUUCGGGAUGUAUUACACUGGGGCAGGGAUGAAUCCUGCCCGCUCCUUUGCCCCUGCCAUCCUCACCCGGAACUUCAGCAAUCACUGGGUGUAUUGGGUGGGCCCCAUCAUCGGAGGCGGUCUGGGCAGCCUCCUCUAUGACUUUCUCCUCUUCCCCCGGCUCAAGAGUAUUUCUGAGAGACUGUCUAUCCUCAAGGGGGCCAGGCCCAGCGACUCCAAUGGACAGCCCGAGGGUACAGGGGAGCCUGUGGAGCUGAAGACUCAGGCCCUGUGAAAGAUCCAG